GUACGAAAUUCAUCAACCCUGCUGUUUAGUGCUUUGAUGACUAGGAUUUUUGGCGUCAAGAAAUCCAAAGACGAGCAUUCUAGACGUAAUUGUUUGACAGGAAGAGAGUUUUUUACAAGGUUCCCUGAGCUGCAUGCUUUUCUUGUGGAUAAACUUCGACAAUGUACUGAAGCUAUCRAUAGGGCGACAGCUGUUAAUCUUCAUCCMAGUCUGUACCCAGUUUUAGUAUUGUUAUCAAGAUUAUACCCUUCUACCUUGGAUGGUGUCGAUUCAACCCUUAACAUGUCUGCCUUUGUGCCCUAUGUUAUAAGAUGUGGUAGUAGUUCUGUCCUCAAGGCACGUUCUAUGGCAGCAAGAGCAAUCGUGCCUUUAGCCAGUGGUGAGUCUAUGGUCCAGACCAUAAAAGAACUUUUCCUGUCGUUGCCUACAAGCUCCUUGAAUGCCAACCAAAACAAGAUGCAUGGUGCUUUAUUACAGAUCCAGCAUAUCAUAAAAGGCCAUUUAGUUCAGUCCACUGCAUCCAAUCUUGUCAAGGGCAUGGUAGCUARCAACGUAUUACCGACAUUAGAAACCGUCUAUUGGAUUUCCACAAGAUGUAAUCCUUGUGACGUCACCCGGGCAGUAUUUCUUGAUAUCACRCUGGACCUUUGUGUUCACAAUAAUUUAGAACUAAAAGGCCAAAAGGGAAAAAUGGAGAAUUUCGUCGACAAUAUAACACGAAUACGAGGGAUGGUUAUGGAGACUGCCUUACAUGAGACAAUCUCUGUGAGUCCCAAACCCCAAAUAUCCAUUGGUGUAUCCCUUGUCAAAGAGGUCUGCKCACGAAUAGUACUGGCUUCCGUAUYGCAGUGCMGGAAAUUCGAAGAGAAAAGGACUUGUUGUGAAUUAUCUUUGUCAGGAUUAGACGAUGCUGUCAACUUARUGUCGAAACCAAUGAAUCAUUGUCACGUUGUUUGUUGUUUGCUCUCAUCACGUGAGUACGAAGUUCGUCUGGCUGCACUGCAUCACUUGGAURCAAAUCUACCGCGCARUAAUCCACGCCUGUCAUGUGAUCAGGAAGGUCGCUCCAAUCAAAAAAAAKGUUAUAUCGAUUUUGAUGGAGAAGAUUUGKCAAAAAUUGCUUUAGCCUUACUAGAAAUGGCGUUGGGCAAAGAACAUCACUUGGACUGUCUGGCACAGGUUUAUUACUGCUUAUCUUUGGUUGUAAACUAUCUCACCUUCCCACUGCAAUCCUCAUCUUCUGUCAAACUAGUCUCAUACAUUGAGUGCUGGCGUUAUUUUUUGACGAAAGCCGAUCAUUCCUCCGAACUACGGGAUGGUAUUAUUUGUUCACUACUCGAUCUCCUUUCCAAGUUGGCUAAUAGUGUUUAUGAGGAAUAUUCAAGCACCGACAAGGCUCCUAUCGACCUCGCCAUACCUAAAAUGUUCCACGACUUCAGUUUGUUACUUAAAUCGACGAGUAAAGAAGAUGCAAGUUUCGAGGUGCGACUUAAGACWGCUGGCAUACUAUCUGGUGGCGCUUUAGACGCUUUGCUGUGGGAUCCGUGUUCAUUACUUGGUGGUUUUCCUCUGGAACUGUGGGAAGUGUUAGUGGAUCUUUUACAUGAUGAUGAUUCCUACAUACGGGACUGUGCAGCUCGAGUCGUGCUUACGAAUCAUGAUGAAAACCGAGCAGAAGAUGUAUGUUUUYCAACACCGACACUGGCUAUCAAAAAUGUUCUUUGUACUAUCUGUACCCAUUUUCUCCCCAAAGAACCGCGAGUUACAUUACAGUGGAUGUUAGGAUGGAUCGUCACCAUCGACACAGUGUCGAUCAAGMACAGCAAAGCAAAUUAUAAGCAGUCAGAAAUAGAUCUUCUCUUUGAUAGAAACUCUUUGAAUUCCUAUCAAGAAAGAGUAGUKCUUGCACGUUGUGCAUUACACUGUUUAAAUGAAGCUUUGCUUAAAGCAGGAAAUAACCUCACCCCCAUUUGGCCAAGAGAUGCAGUUGAUGAGAGAUCGACUGGGGAAACUAGAAGGGACAUCAUAUAUCGUCUGAUAGAUGAUGUAGCAUCGGGAUGCAUCUCUAAACUACAGGGAAUUAUCGCUCGACCAGAUGUUUCAAGUCGGCACUUUUUGGAAAUAUUCUCCAAUUUAAAUGGACUUGUAGCAAGCGGACGUUUACUGUCAAAUCUAGAAAUCCUGAACACAGCUGUAAAUGGACAAGAUGGGGAAACAGAAGAAUUGAUUGUAAAGCAGAAAAAGAAAAAUACCGAACCAAUGUCAAAGUUGAUCGAAGGACUUGUAUCUAAUGUGAAGCUGAUGGAUUUGUUCUGUCAUCCUUUAAUGGCGGACUGUGUACGUGACCUUUCUGAGAUCUAUAGUUUUUCAGACAUCAGCCUACAAGUGUGACAAGAACUAGAGGCGAUGUCGCUAAUUCUCGAAACACUGAGAUGUUGCCUUCACCUGUCUGAAAAGUCGAGCUAUACAUAUCGAAUUACUAGAAAUCAUGAACACGAGCUCGUUCACCUGCGCUUUGAGACACGGACCAGCCAUAUUGGGGAGAUGCGACAAUGCAGGYCGAACUUUGUUGGAGGGAAAAACAAGUUUGAAUGAAGAAGAUGGAUGAGAGAAAAAUAKCACUCGCUGAACACGGAUUUMAAUYUCCCACACACAUCUCAUUUUGGUCUCAUUUGUCAGGACCGCGCGUCAAGGGAGACUGGUGUGAAACGUCAUCGKGGUGAGGGACAAAACACAAAUUAGUGACGUGUAUAUUGGUCACCRUUUUUGCUAUUGRAAAGCUGUUUCAUUUUUUCGAAUUAAAACUGUUAAGAACGUCCAAUACUAGUAGUUAUUCAGGAAGCGAUAACUUUUAACGUCUAAACACGAUGACGUAAUAGAUCAUCGCUCCAGGACUACGCAUUUCGAACGUUAACGCGCUGGCUAGUCUGGCUAGUCCACUGAAUACCACCCUCUCGUCUACUGUACCCGUGGUCGCCAGUCAGGAGUGUGUGCACCGCAGGAACACCAUUACCCGUCCACUUUAAUAAAAUCCUCUAACCGUAUUUUGCGUCUACACUCAAUCUUCGAGUUGUGUUGCGGUCGCUAGUAAGUGAGUGUGCACGGGGUCGCUAGUCCCCGUAGUCUUAAUAGAACGAGAUAUAUUCAUAAGUAUGAUAGAGUGUACCCGCGGUCGCUAGUCCCCGUAGACUUUAUAGAACGAGAUAUAUUCAUAAGUAUGAUAAUGUGUACCCGUGGUCGCUAGUCCCUAACCCUAACCCGGCGAGAUAAAUCCCAGUCUAAUCACAACUAUGUAGAAUUUGCGAUCGUUGGGUAAAUGCUGCCAUACCACGUCUAGUAGCUUUACAUCUGGUCAAUACCAGAACUUAAAUAAAAUCACCGCAAGUGUCAAAAAGCAAUAAUAAAAAUCCCUAAGUAAAUACAACUUUGCCUCAACGCCAAGUUUUUGAACGUCAAUGAAUAAAGAAGUGCAAGAAAGAA
Messenger RNA from Exaiptasia diaphana, 3480 nucleotides. RefSeq names its product thyroid adenoma-associated protein homolog. NCBI's taxonomy places the organism in Eukaryota, Metazoa, Cnidaria, Anthozoa, Actiniaria, Aiptasiidae. Gene Ontology annotation, biological process: tRNA methylation. Gene Ontology annotation, cellular component: cytosol. The record is from RefSeq and is a predicted model, not a curated record.